GCUGCGGCGGCGGCUGCGGCGGCGCCUUAAGCCGGGCGGCUGUAACCGGUUUGGCUCAGGGAGGGAGAGUUAGAGGGAAGGAAAGGCGGCGCUGUCGUCAGCAGCAGCAGCAGCAGCAGCAGCAGCCACCGCCGCCUUGCAGAGGAGAGGAAGCUGCCUAACUGGGAAGAGAAGCCACUGCCACCUUCGCCAUCCUCCUCCUCCUCCAUCAACUAACUCUCGGUCUCCGGGAGAAAGCAGGAAUCCUGGUUGGUCCAAGAGCCUUUGACACAGCUGUUGAACUCACAGUUGGGGGAAAUAUAACAGGAAACAGAAAGCCAUUCAGCAUCAUUGGUCAGUAUGGCACCUUGUCAGGUUACCUUUAAAAUAAGAGGAGUGUCACCACCAGGAGAAGUUUUUGCCAUAUGUGGAAGCUGUGGUGCUCUGGGAAACUGGGAUCCCCAAAGUGCAGUAAUUCUUCAGCCAGAGGAUGAGGCUGGUGAUGUUCUGCUAUGGAAAGCAACAGUUAACCUCAGCAGAGGAGCUGAUAUUGAAUAUCGAUAUUUUCAAGGCAGCUUUUUAGAGCCCCAGACUAUCGAUGGUCCAUGCCAAGUCAUAAUUCACAAGUGGGAGACUCAUCUACCACCACGAUCAAUUACCCCAUUAGAGAGUAUUUCCAUUGACGAUGGACACUUUGGAACAUUUGAUGAUGUGACGAGUAUUGAUUCUGGAUGGCUGACAUGUCAGACAGAAAUAAGACUACGGCUGCAUUUUUCUGAAAAACCUCCUGUAUCAAUAACUAAGAAAAAAUUUAAAAAAUCCAGAUUUAGGGUGAAACUCACCCUUGAAGGCUUGGAGGAGGAGGGUGAAGAUGACGAGGAUGAUAGACUGUCACCUACACUUCAUCAUAAAAUGGCAAACACAUUAGAGAUUUCGCUAAUAAGUGAUAAUGAAUUCAAGUCUCGGCAUUCUCAGCCAGAAUGUGGUUAUGGUCUGCAGCCUGACCGGUGGACAGAAUACUCUAUACAGACUAUGGAACCAGACAACUUGGAAUUAAUCUUUGACUUUUUUGAGGAAGAUCUCAGUGAAGCAGUGAUACAAGGAGAUACACUUCCUGGUCAUGUGGGCUCUGCUUGCCUGUUAUCCUCCACUAUUGCAGAAUCAGGAAGGAGUUGUGGUAUUCUUACACUUCCUAUUAUGAGCAGAAUGUCACGAAAAACAAUAGGAAAAGUUAGAGUGGACUACAUAAUUAUUAAACCAAUUCAGGGAUACUUUUGUGAUAUGCAAGCUUCAUAUGCUAAAUACUGGAGGUUGAGAACCGGGCUGGAUGUUGGGCACAGAGGUGCAGGAAACUCUACAACCACCACCAAGCUUGCUAAGCUUCGAGAAAACACUAUUGCUUCCUUAAAGAACGCUGCUAAACAUGGAGCAGCCUUUGUGGAAUUUGAUGUACACCUUUCCCGGGAUCACGUCCCCAUCAUAUAUCAUGAUCUUACUUGUUGCAUUGCUAUGAAAAAGAAAAAUGAUACUGAACCAUUGGAACUGUUUGAGAUUGCUGUUAAGGAGCUCACAUUCGCCCAGCUGCAGUUACUUCAGCUGGCCCAUGUGACUGCAUUAAAAUCAAAAGAUAGUCAAGAAUCAUUUAAAGAAGACGAAAAUGUUCCUUCUGAUAUGCAACCAUUCCCUUCUCUACAAAACGUACUAGAAUGUAUUCCUGAAAAUGUUGGGUUUAAUAUAGAAAUCAAAUGGAUCUGUCAGCAGAGGGAUGGUAUAUGGGAUGGCAACCUUUCAACCUACUUUGACAUGAACCUCUUCUUGGACAUAAUUUUGAAAACUGUUCUGCUUAAGGCUGGAAGCAGGAGGAUUAUAUUUUCUUCAUUUGAUGCAGAUAUAUGCACAAUGGUCAGGCAAAAACAAAAUAAAUACCCCAUCUUGUUUCUGACUCAAGGAAAAACUGAAAUUUACCCAGAACUGAUGGAUCUCAGGUGUCGUACCACAGCUAUAGCUACAAGUUUUGCACUAUUUGAAAAUCUGCUGGGAAUUAAUGCACAUACUGAAGAACUGCUAAACAAUCCAUCAUUCAUUGAAGAUGCUGUAUCUAAAGGUUUAGUUGUCUUUUGCUGGGGUGAUCAUGCAAAUGAGCCAGAGAACAGGAAGAUAUUGAGAGAAUGGGGAGUUCAUGGUCUGAUAUAUGACAGGAUUUAUGACUGGAUGCCUGAACAACCAAAUAUAUUCCAGACAGAGCAGCUAGAACGGCUGAAGAAGGAGGUACCAGAGCUGAAAAGCUGUAUUUGUCCCACUGUUAGCCACUUCAGUAGUUUAGGUCUGUGUAAGUGUAAUAGUAGUAGCCCCAUUAUACCAAGAAAGUCAGAAAGUACAAACAGUUAGUUUCUACUGGUCUCUUAAGUUAUAACAAAUGCUGUUGAUGUCUGUGUUCACUUGUUUCCACUGAACAAUGCUAGUAAUGCCUCACUGUUCUCACAUCCAAAUGAAGCAAUAACACCUGGUCCACUGUAGCCUAUUCCAAGUCAUUGCUAGAUUGUCAAGCACAGCUGAAAUGCUUGGUCAGUUGUAAUUGCUCUGCCCUUGUCUGUAUCUCUUGUAUAUUCGGAACUGACUACUUUCAGAUGGAAUCUGUGUACUGUAACAUAUGCACCUAGUUUCUGAGCAAUCUGAAAUGCAACAGUUGCCUAUAUUGCUAGGAUGUAAAUUGCCAAAUAUCACUGUUUAAUUGAUUAGGCUCCAAUGCUAGUGGAGAAAACUGUACUGUAUAAAAUCAUAUUUAGUCCGAUGAAAAGGUACCUCAAGUGCAUGCAUUUGCAUUGGCACAUGCAUCUGUACAAACAUGUGCCAGCAUUAUUGCAAUGUUGCAAUUAGUCUCUUUUUUAAAAAAAAAUCUUGUUGCUGUCAGGCUGCUGGUGUGUUUAUUUUGCCAGAUACAGUGAUGAAUGGUGUGAUCUCUGUUUAGCAACCUACAGGUGAAUAGCACCCCUUCUCUUCCUUUUUUAGUAUCUGCAUUUUGCUGAAGCUCAGAAUGUUGUAAAUCAGUAUAAGCCAAAUUGCCAGUGUCUGACUAUAAAUUGAAAAAUGGUAUCAUUGUUCUUAAAUGUUAAAUGAACAGAUGCACAAUACAAAUGCCAGAAAAUGCUAAGCAUGAUGCUCUGGAUGUCUAGCAGUCCUUGUUCCCUUGUGGUGCUAUAUGGUGCAAGGGUGGUAAGGACUGCAUAAAAAUGCUUCAGUUUUUGCUGAAAAAUCACAGGCCUCUGUGUGUAGAUAGCUAAAUGAGAUUUUGUCAUUUCAUUCUUUAUUUCAAGCCACUAGCGGGUGCAUUUAGAAAAGAAAGCUCAACUUAAUUUUCAGAAUGUAAUAGAAUCUCCCUCUGUGUUCACUGUGUAUAAAUUAUUAAGAAAUUAUGAUAAGCGUAUUUUUUCACAUACUGUACUUAUGUUUGCAUGUUAUUACCCAUACCUCUCUACCAUAGCAGGUAAUGAGACUUAAUUACCUGUAAAUUUUUACUGAAGUGUUAAAUGCAAAAUAAAAAUGAAAAAAAUAUAUUUAUUUUUUUCUUGCUAUGGCAAAUCAACAAUUGGAACAAUAGCAUGUAUGAUAUGAAUCUUGUCACUGCUGUAUAAAGCUGAUUCUAUGAAAGUUCAAUAAAUGCAAGUAUGUACAUGGCUUUUGAUCUGUACUACUGAGUUGUUUGGGGGAACAUGGUUUGCUUCCUGUUGUUUGUACUGAAAUUCCUCUUGUCCUCCACAAACAGCACAGUCUUGGGGUCUCUGGGAACUGUCUUAUUUUAAAAAUAAAAUCCAUUUUGUAUCUAAA
Messenger RNA from Sceloporus undulatus (fence lizard), 3804 nucleotides. It is a transcript of the gene GPCPD1, whose product is annotated as glycerophosphocholine phosphodiesterase 1. Lineage: Eukaryota; Metazoa; Chordata; Lepidosauria; Squamata; Phrynosomatidae. Gene Ontology annotation, molecular function: starch binding; glycerophosphocholine phosphodiesterase activity. The coding region runs from base 340 to 2367 and encodes 675 amino acids. The record is from RefSeq and is a predicted model, not a curated record. The transcript is spliced from 21 exons. Gene Ontology annotation, biological process: glycerophospholipid catabolic process.